Molecule: messenger RNA, 1305 nt
Organism: Trypanosoma theileri
Lineage: Eukaryota; Euglenozoa; Kinetoplastea; Trypanosomatida; Trypanosomatidae
Exons: 1
Coding region: 1-1305 (434 amino acids)
Source: RefSeq, a predicted model, not a curated record
AUGACGGAAGGGGGUACACAGGGUGUGGAUAACAAUAUGUGUGCUUGCGCCAUGUGUAAGCUUUUGGCCUAUUCUGCUGGAGUUUAUGGUAAUCAACGGAGGGCGUCUAAACACGUCAUGAUUGCUCGCCCGUCACCAUACCAUGAGGCAACAGGAGGUCUUCCACCACCGUUAUCACCUGUAACUUCAACAGCAUUUUUAGGUGAGUUGCAUGUUUGUCCUGUAUACGAAGAAUAUGGAUUUUGUCCUUUUGGUCGUAUUUGUUUUUUACCACAUAUUGAUCGAAAAAAACCUCUGGUAGAAUCUACAAAUAAUGCACAAAAGGAGCUUGAACGACUUAUUGAAAAAUCACGUUUGGAAGAAGAAAAGGAAAUAUGGAGUUGUUCAGUAUGUGGAUUUGAUGGAAUACAAGAGAGUAGUCAAAGUAAGGUUGGUGAAUUAUAUUACUACCGUCAUUGUCCUCGUUGCUCCCUUAUGUGUUAUUAUCCUCAUAUUACGUACUUAAUUGAAGCAGUUUUUGUGGCUGCUGGAGAUGAUUAUCAGGUGUUUAAAAAUCUAAUUGAUAAGUACCGUGAUAUCUUACCAGAUAUUUUAAAAGUACCAUUAACGUAUGAAGCACACCGUGUGGCAUCAUCCGUCUUUGCAUGGAGCUUAGUUUCACCUAAACAUGUUAAAGAUGCACUAGAUGCAGCUUAUAAGGCAUUACCAGAAAUGAGUUGUCUUGUUAGUAUUGGUAGUGGUGGAGGUUACAUUGAACACGUAUUUAAUCGUGUGGCAAAUGGUGUGCCAGCGGUUCCAAACGGUCCAGAUACAUCAUUGGGUCCUUCUUCUUUUGAUAAUGUACAUGCUUCAUUUUACCCAGGCAAAAAACUUCCAAUUUAUGCUUUUGACGAAGUUGCACUGAAUUGUCCAUACAGUGUUGCUGUUUCCCUUGGUGGUCCAGCAUCUCUUCUUUCUCUUCAUUGCCCCAGUGCCGUUCUCCUCCUCUGUUGGCCUCCAUUUGGUUCACCACAAGAAGAGCAAAGUUCAAUGGGAUUUGAAGCUUUAGAAUACUUUACACAAGCAGGAGGUAGAAUUCUUAUUUACAUUGGUGAUGUGGCUUCAACGGGUGAUUGGAGAUUUCAUGAAUAUCUCUAUACACAUUAUAAGUUGGUGAAGGGUUAUCCUGUUCGUCGUGAAGUGCGUAGGUGGUGUCCACAAGAGAUGGGCCUCAUUUAUGCUGGAAAUGAUACAAUUGGUGUAUACGAAUUGAGAAAGGAACCCUUAUCUUCUCCGGGAUGGCAGUGGUGUGGCGUCUCCGUUUGA